This is a messenger RNA of Sabethes cyaneus, 1676 nucleotides long. RefSeq lists its product as uncharacterized. The coding region runs from base 48 to 1676 and encodes 542 amino acids. Gene Ontology annotation, molecular function: sequence-specific DNA binding; zinc ion binding. NCBI's taxonomy places the organism in Eukaryota, Metazoa, Arthropoda, Insecta, Diptera, Culicidae. The record is from RefSeq and is a predicted model, not a curated record. Gene Ontology annotation, cellular component: nucleus. The transcript is spliced from 4 exons.
AUCUCGUAAUUAUAAUAAAUAUCAGUGAUUUAAAUAUUAAAGAAAACAUGAAGAAGUGCAUCAUACCGGAUUGUGAGCGCGAUGAAUCAAGUACCAUACAUAGAUUUCCUACUAAGUCGAUUUUACGUGAUCGCUGGGUGUAUUCCAUAAAUAAGGCUUUGGGAUAUGAUCUGUCCGAAAUCUAUCCUAAUUUCGAACUGGGGCGCAUUUGUUCAAAACAUUUCAAUCCGGAUUGUUUCUCCCCGUACGGAGUUAAAGCCAGAUUGCAGAACACGGCAGUUCCAACUAUCUUCUACGACAGCUACGGGAAUGGAUUCGAAGUUAAGCUAGAUGCUAUCCCGUUUGCCAAAGUUACUGAGGAAAACGAUGGACUGCCUCCAAAACAGUUGCUUCACUGUGCCGUACAAGGAUGUGAGAAUCAGAAUGACACAUAUUCACGUAACGUUACGUCGCAUAUGUUCCCGUUGGAGGUGGAAGAUUGUAAAGCAUGGGUACAAUUUACUAAUAACAGACACGCAAACAAGCAGUUUGCCAUGUUCGGUCCGGCUGGUGUUCGGAAGUGGCGCAUGUGCUCUCGACAUUUUGAAGGCCACUGGAUUAAGUUCAAAAGUAAUGGCAAUUCGUACACCUUAAAACCGGGUGCUGUACCGAGCUUAGCCCCUCCGCUUAGUAGGAUAUGUCCAAUGGCAAUGGGUCAAUGUUUGGCACACAGCAACGCUCUGGCCAAGCCACUCGAGAAACAGUAUCCUCCAUCCGUUUUGAAUGCUAGACAGAAUACACGGAGUUUGGUAAAUAGCAAACCACCCCUGUGGGUUCCUCGCAAGUCGCAUUCACAACAGACGGAAGACGGCAAUUUCAUGCCUCCACCUACGCCUCUGCCGUUGAAGUAUUAUGACGCUUGCCGGCUUUGUUUUACCAGCGAGGAUCUUGAACCGCUUUACUCCGGUUUGAUCGUGGUACGCGACGAAAUGCUUGACCGAAUUUACCUGUGCACCGGCAUUCUUAUCGUACCGAAACCGAAAGAAUCGGCUUACAUUUGUACACGUUGUGCAGAAACGAUUGACACAUUUUUUAACUACCGACAGCAAGUGAGUAGUAAUAAUUCCUCGUACCUUGAGAGAAUAGCGGCGGAUAGUGGGGUCCCCAAAAAGUCCUCUUUUAAAAUCUACAGGCAUGCGCGAAAACGUCGGAACAACAAUACCAUUCCAACAGAAAUACCAUCAAAAAUCGGACAUUCUGAAGCUCUUGAGGUUGAGUUUCUUGAGGAAGAUUCUGUGCCGAGGCCCCCUCCGGAACUGAUACCAAAUCCGCUUGAUUGUGAGCCAGAAAUCAAGCUAGAGCUAGAUGAUAUGACGGACGUUACCUUCCUCGAUGCAGAUCAUGUUCAGCUGAAUAUGACCGUGGAAUGUGACAGAGAAGUAAAAGUCGAGAGUCCAAUCGUCCAAGUAGACCAUUUUGCCGAAGGCCUGCCAGAAGAGGAAAGCUGGAUCUGCCAACAUUGCAGUGAAAUGUUCGUCUUUAAAUUCGAAUGUGCUAAACAUCUGCUGCAAAAACACCGGGAGAAAGUGGAAGUUAUCAAUAAUCUGCUUAAACUGGAUGAACUCAAUGUCCACAUGCUCGAGAUGAUGAGUGAACAGUAUUUAAUGGUUGAUAAUGGUGAUUUACGAGUGAAUUAA